CUUGGGAGGGUGUGGGAAUGGGACACGACGACGAAAAUUAAUAUGAACGAGUCGAGUCGGUCGAGAAGAAAUCCCCACCGCUGACCGGUGGUUCGAAGGUAUGCGGCCGAGAAGAGAGGGAAAAAAAACCUAAUACUAGUUGGUCCCCUCUCCACUCACUUCGUCCUGCUCCUCUGCAGUUGGCGAAGAGGAAGCUAUCAUGAAAUCAUAGUCAUCAUAUCAGGCUGAGGCAAUGCGGAAUUCUCAGGAUGCACCGAGUAUCAACGGUGGUCGCAAAUAUUGCACCAAUGAAGGCGAUACCCCGCACACCGAUCGAGGCGAAGGCUCUGUCGAUCUAACGAGAGAUGCACGAAUAAGCCCGAGAGCCAAAUCAGCAGAAGAUUACAGCGGAUGUCGUGGCCAGGAGAAUAAAUUAAUCGGGAUUAAUGCUGCAAGCGAGAAGUUGCGGUGGCCAUCGUUGGUCGACGCCCAACAUCGCCAAUCGCCGGGCGCUCCGCUUUCAUUGGCCUCGAAAAACUCCGAGAGAAUCGGCCAUGCGCCUCUCGUGGAUGAUCCGCAACGGAAAUGCCCGAUCACCAGGAGGGACAAUCAACGACGAGAGGGCCGGAGGGGGCCAGAUCACCAAUCAUCAGGGGUGAUCAUCUUUUGGACCACGGUUUCGUGGGUUUGUCGCUGCAUACGUAGGGGCGUACGUAGUAAAUAUUAUAUUCCCAUAGGAGUACUCCGUAGUGAGCAAAAAUAUGCAAAUUCGGCCAUCGUCCGACGCCUCAGGCACGGAGGGGAAAUCCCGUGCGAUCGCAAGCGCCAGCCUUGCCCAUCCACUGGGAUGCGAAGGAACCGGAUGAUCUUCGAGGAAAAGAGGGGAGCCAGAGAAGGCCCGUUCUUCUGUCCUAGACUCACUCCUCCAUAGGUCACGUCGGGUAGGUCGAGUCCGAUCCUGCCAUGCGCGAGGCCCUGUAGGUUUGGUCGCUGUUACUGUAGCCUGUUACUCGGUUAGAUCAGCCCCAUAUGCAUGGGUCGCAGCUCUUGUCACACCUUCGCCUUUUCGCCCAUACUCCGUCGUAGGCGUUUGGGACUUAUUCCUGUUUGCGUUUCGUCUCCGAACGUCUGGAUCAUCCUCUGUCUAACAUGUGACGGGCAAACAGGAUAUCGCCAGGGAAAAAAAGGGGGGGGGGGAGACGCUACACGUAGAACUAGGGAACUCUGUCUGC
This is a messenger RNA of Aspergillus steynii IBT 23096, 1211 nucleotides long. RefSeq lists its product as uncharacterized. The transcript has a single exon. Bases 233 to 910 code for a protein of 225 amino acids. NCBI's taxonomy places the organism in Eukaryota, Fungi, Ascomycota, Eurotiomycetes, Eurotiales, Aspergillaceae. The record is from RefSeq and is a predicted model, not a curated record.